AUGGCGGUGCUCUUCGGCAAGAAUUCGCAGGCGGAUUGGUGGGGCGUUGGGAAGGGAUCACAUCGGUCGAACAAAGAUGUGGCCGACAGCACCACCACGGGCUUUUUCGAACCUUUCAAGCCUCCGAAAGAGAUGGACGAGGGAUUGGGAAAGCGUGAAGUGCCGCAGCAGUCCCAGCAGCAUAGGUGGUCGGCGGAUCGCAUGGACCGAUUGUUCUCGGACUCGUGCGAGGCAGCACAUCCCAACCGAGAAUCUAUUUCACCUUUGCCCAUGGACAUAACUGGCGACAACCCCGUCGACGAUUUUUCACUGGGCACGGCGCGGGUCGCUCACAUGGACAAGACUACAGCUACUUCAGUCCCAUGCCCGUCUCCAAUGUUCUUGAGCGGCUUGUCGGUAUGUAAGAGCGUUGCCGAUCUACAAGCAAUCCUACGAGAGAACAGCGUCGAUCUACGCACCCAGCGCACCCAUGCAACCCGCAUUUUCGAGCAUGUCACGAGCAGCGACUGGGCUGCUCAUGCUAUCGCAGAAUAUCUCAUCGAUCCAGCAUUUCACCCUCCUGGUUGCUAUCAUCACAGCGCACUAACAGAGGCGCUUCACAAGACAACAGUUUCUCUGGGAGACUAUUCCUUGGAUUUCGAGCGAAGAAAAGUGAUCAUGAAUGCAGUCUGCUCGGCAACACGCACCGGCAUGGUCACCGGACAGGAGUGGCUGCGUAUAAUCGAUUCCGUGGUCUAUCAUCAAGGUGCUACGAGGAACGCCAAAGACCACCAUGAAUGCGCUCGGCUAUCGAACAAAUUGGUCGGCAGUUACAUGCAGAGCCCGAAAGCGCUAUUCACCCUGCAGCUCUACUCGAAACCGGAGGUCGACCGCGCGCUGAUCGCUGACGUCUGCGUUCGGCGCCUCAAGAAUACGUUUACGUUUGAAAAUGCUGAGAACACCACCAGUUUAGCUAAGCAACUGCUCAGAUUUCCACGAGUAGCUCAAGAUGAGAUACUUGGACGCAUAUCAGGAUCUCUAUGUGCACCCUCACACUGGACGCCAGAUAUUCGCGUCUUUCCCGCCCGAAAUUUUCGCGCGUUACUCGGAGAGCUUCGCCGCCUGGAUCCCCCAUCAAAAGCGAUCACGGAAGCCCAGGCGAAGCGUCUUGCUUCAGGGAUACCCGAAGAGCUCAUGGAGUCAGACCGACUGUUGGUCUUUGUCUUCGUGGUGUCCGUGAGAUAUAUAGCACCAUGGUCUCCAGAGAUCAAGGAGGAGUCCUUCCCGGUCCUCGACCUCUUCGAUCUUGACAGAUCCAAACCUUCCAGAGUCAUGCACAGUGAGUUACUCUCAAGAGCCGACCCACUGCUGUUCCAAGGGAGAUACCAAUUGUCGGAAGACCUGGCUUGGUUGCUCUCGCGACAAACUGAUCAGGAGAAACGCACGAGAUCGACUGAGAACCUGGCGAGAAUGGUUGAUCAACAAGCACAUCUGCUUCUGCACAGCCCAACAGGUCGCCAGGAGAACCUGAGCAAUGCAGCUCAGGUUCAAGAACUGGCUGGAGCCCUGAACGAACAACCAGCCUUUUACCAGCAGCUCAAUCGCAGCCUGGUGUCAGGCGACAAGCUGAGCCUGCGAUUUGUGACGAGACUGCUGAACAGAAACCCCGACUUUCGUACUGCACUCACCAGUUUCUUGCGGCAUAAGGGUCGACGUAUCAAUCAACCGUUGUUGCCGAAUUCGAUCUCUGCGGAACAAGCACUGGAUACAAUGAACAUGCUAGCUGUAGCGUUCGCAUCAUCUACGGUCAUUUCUUCGCGGAUGGCUUUGAAGAAGGUGACUUGGUGUUACCAGUUCCUCGUGCGAAACAGAGCACCUGUCCAAUUUCCCAUCACAAGGGCUUUGUGGCAUGCAGGCGUGACACGACAGCCCCACAAGGCCAGCUCCCAGCUGCUGACAUGGUUACUCGGCAAGAUCGCCCGUGUGGAAGGCGAGGAAGUUGCACAAGUGCUUCAAACAAGUUCCGCCUUUCGUAGAUCACGUGCCGUGACAUUUAUGAAGAUAGCGCGUCUCUCGGCACGUCAGCCUUCCAGUCGGCCGCAUCUGGGCGAUCUGGCAGAAGAAGAGAAACUGGCGCAGGCGCCCUCGAGCAGCGAAAAUCUGACGAGGUCGAAGGAGGUCGCAGACGAGAUAGGGCAGGUCAGCAGCUUAGAGCACAGGCUCUAUCGACAGAGGAUGCUCCGGCAGCUCUAUGCCAAACGCUUUAUGACACUGAUUGAGGAGAGAAUAGCGGCGUGCAGGUCUGAGAUUGAGCAGCUGGCACGAAUCACGUGGUCGCGGGAGGCUCGAGGAGAGCAGGACCGCCUUACCGAGCGUGAAUACAUCGACCGUGUCCUUGGUCUCGUCGAGCACGAGGUCAAGCAUCUCGACUUAAGAGCCACAGAUGGACAAACUACGUGUACAUCCCAUACGCAGCGUGGUCACGCAACGCCACUGUUUCCCGUUUCCGACGUGGAGAUCAGCAGAGACUCGAUCCUCUCCACGACAAGCAUUCCAUCAUUCUUCAAUCUUGGGACUGAGCAGCCUAUCUUUGACUUGUCCGGAGCAAAGGAUACCCGAGCGUGUGAUUCAGCAGCGUCGACGACCUCCGCGGAUGACAUGUCAGCUGCGUUGUCAGAGCAACAUGUCAAGUCACGCGUAUGGAAACGCAUGUCCGGCGUCCACCAUAUCAAACGCAAAGGCGUAUCAUUGACAGCGCGCACCACACGUAUUGUGCGGCGACGGAUGAAAGGGACACUGCUUGCCAGGCCUUCUAUAUGGAGAAGCAUACCGUUGACAACGCACACUGAGGCUUUCGAGUGGAGGCGCAUUCCAGUGACAGAGGGCGUUAAGCUUCUGCCCAAGAACCGCAUGUCACCUGCAAGGUCAAGUAAACAAGUGGUGGAGAGACGACGGAGCAAGCAGACGAAGCAAAAGGCUACUGCAGCAGAUCGCAGUGGGCAUGCCACGCCAGCUACGGUGACGGCGACGGCGACGGCGACGGCGAGGCUGCUCAGCCAGGAGGAGGAUAUGCGUAGAUUUCAGGCAUGGCUUGCUAAGAAGAAGAAGAAGACAAAAGCGGUAGCUAGCACGGCGGCCUCUGAGGGGUCAGCGGUGACAGAUGGUGCUGUAUGGCUACCCUAG
This is a messenger RNA of Cyphellophora attinorum, 3162 nucleotides long. RefSeq lists its product as uncharacterized. The transcript has 3 exons. Bases 1 to 3162 code for a protein of 1053 amino acids. Lineage: Eukaryota; Fungi; Ascomycota; Eurotiomycetes; Chaetothyriales; Cyphellophoraceae. The record is from RefSeq and is a predicted model, not a curated record.